Molecule: messenger RNA, 801 nt
Organism: Aegilops tauschii subsp. strangulata
Lineage: Eukaryota; Viridiplantae; Streptophyta; Magnoliopsida; Poales; Poaceae
Product: tropinone reductase homolog At5g06060
Molecular function (GO): oxidoreductase activity
Source: RefSeq, a predicted model, not a curated record
GACUUUGUAAGGUCUUGUGAGAAUAAUUAAUAAAGUGGCCGUAUGCAUCGCCCAGAUGCAGAGGCCGGGGGUCAUCCUUCUUUUUUUUAAAAAAAAUAUGCUAUGCAGGUGAACAACGCGGCGCAGAUUGUUGCCAAGGCGAGCGUGGAGUGGACAUCGGAGGAGUACUCACACCUGAUGGCGACCAACCAAGAGUCGUACUUCCACCUCAGCCAGCUCGCGCACCCUUUCCUCCUCAACGCCUCCGUCGCCGGAGGAGGUAGCAUCGUCAACAUAUCCUCCCAUGCCGGCUCACUUGGCUUCCCUGGCCUCGCGCUCUACAGUAUGGCAAAAGGAGGAAUCAACCAGCUUACAAGGAGCCUUGCUACAGAAUGGGCCCAGAACAAGAUCCGGGUGAACUGUGUCGCCCCUAGCGCGACUAAGACCGACAUGUUAAACAGUCUAGGGCCGGAGAUCAUAGAAAACGAGUUGGCCAGGACUCCGAUGCGGCGAGCAGGCGAGCCAGCCGAGGUGGCGACUGUGGUGUCAUUUCUAUGUAUGCCGGCGGCAUCCUUCGUCACCGGCCAAGUCAUCACCGUCGAUGGUGGUAGGACCAUUAGUGGUUAGUCAAUUAAGAGUACCUUGCGAAUAAACUCCUGUGUGUGUUGACCACAAAGAGCGACAAAAUCCAACAAUCCAAAGACAUUUCGUGGUACGUAGGCAGAUCGAAAAGCAUGUGUAACAGCGUGAGGUAACUUUUGUAUUGAAGUGAAAGAAAGGCAAUCCGUAUAAAUAAUGGCUACAUGGGUGUUAAUUAGUUGU